UUCCGGUCUCAAACUGCUAUAAAUAGUAAAAAGCAAACUGCAUCUGCCCCACUGUGCUCAAACAUGAUUUGGUUUGUGGCUUUCCUGUCCUGCAUUGGACUGAUUUGUGCUGAAACACCCUUCAACCUUAAUGUGCACAAUGACAGGGUCAUAGGUGGCCACGAUGCUGAACCCCACGCCUGGAAAUGGCAGGCUUCCCUCCAGCAAGAUUCCUACGGUGAUGGUUAUUUCUACCACAUCUGUGGAGGCACUCUUAUUGAUGCUUUCCACAUAAUGACUGCAGCUCACUGUAUCCUCAGCAUGGAUGCCAAUUCGUAUCGUGUGGUGUUGGGCGAGCAUAACCUGUACGAGUAUGAAGGCAGUGAGCAGAUCCAUCGUGUGGCAAGGAUUAGUGUCCAUCCUGGCUGGAAUGGAGACCUUGGCAAGGGAAAUGAUAUUGCUGUCUUGAGACUGGCUGAUUCUGCGUAUGACAAUGGCUACGUGGCCCUCGCCAACCUCCCCUCCCCUGGCGAGAUGCUGCCUCAUGAUUAUACCUGUUACAUCACUGGCUGGGGACUUACGGACUACAUAGGCAGCGCCGUUGACAUCCUGCAGGUGGCGCCCAUUCGUAUCGUGGAACAUUCAGUGUGCUCCCGGCCUGAGUGGUGGGGCAGCAUUGCCUUGAGGACCAUGGUGUGUGCCGGAGGAGACGGAGUCAUUUCAGGCUGCCAGGGCGACUCUGGAGGCCCCCUGAACUGUUUCACGGACGGAUCCUGGAGAGUCCAUGGUGUUGUCAGUUACGGCCCAUCUGGCAUGUGCAACCAAGUGACUAAACCUACAGUCUUCACCAGAGUCUCCUCCUUCAAUAGCUGGCUCUCUUCAGUUAUGUAUUAAAGGGCACAGUGUAAUCUGUCAAAUGGAGCCUGGGAAAUAAAAUUAAUUUGCAUCUCA
Centropristis striata (black sea bass) is the source of this 930-nucleotide messenger RNA. RefSeq names its product elastase-1-like. The coding region runs from base 64 to 873 and encodes 269 amino acids. The transcript is spliced from 8 exons. The record is from RefSeq and is a predicted model, not a curated record. Gene Ontology annotation, biological process: proteolysis. NCBI's taxonomy places the organism in Eukaryota, Metazoa, Chordata, Actinopteri, Perciformes, Serranidae. Gene Ontology annotation, molecular function: serine-type endopeptidase activity.